AUGGAAGAGAUGAUGAAGCUGAAUAACACACUGAAGAUGGAAACUGUAAACCAAGCUUGGAUCGGUCUACAGAGAGGAAACACUGGGAGAUGGCAGUGGUCUCUAGCAGACCAAACUUUCUACAGAGAUGGAGACACUCACAGAAACUGGAGUAGUGGAGAGGAAAGCAACACGAAUGAGUUCUGUGCUGACAUAGCGAAGAGUGGUUUAUGGUAUAGCUGUACAUGUAACUUGACAUUGCCUUUUGUGUGUUAUGAAGAAAAUAACACACAGAGUAAUUAUUACAUAAUAAAUAAUGAGACGAAGACCUGGCGUGAUGCUCAGACCUACUGCAGAAAGAACUACAUCGACCUGGUCAGUGUGAGGAACCAAACUGAAGAUGAGAAGAUCAGAAAUAUAAUUCAAAAUUUCCCUAAUGUUUGGAUUGGUCUGUUUUUUGAUCGCUGGAAGUGGUCAGAUCAGAGUAAUUCCUCAUUCAGAUACUGGAGCUCUAACAAACCCAGUGGAGGUUUGAACUGUACUGCAGUGAAAGUGUCUGGGCAACACUACUGGAGUGACGUGGUCUGUACAGAAAACCUCCCGUUCAUCUGCCAUGAGAACAAACUUGUAUUGAUCAAGCAGAGUCUGACCUGGAAAGAAGCUCUGAGAUACUGCAGGAACAAUCAUUAUGACCUGGUCUCAGUGCUCACUCAGGAGAUGCAGCUCUGGGUGAAGGAAGUGGCUCGAAACGCCUCCACUGAACACGUGUGGCUCGGCCUGCGUCACACCUGCACUCUGGGCUUCUGGUACUGGGUGACUGGGGAGACGAUCUGCUUCCAGGACUGGGCCCCGGGGAACGGGACAGGGUUUGAAGACUGCAGGGAUGAGGAGAGAACCGGAGCAGUUCAGUCUAGAGGAGAGCAGCAGUGGAUCAGCCUGCCUCAGAGCAACACACUCAACUUCAUCUGCUCUAAAUAUGAAGCUCGGCCCGCCAGCACCCCUCGGCUGACCGCGAACCAGGCAGGUCACUCCACGACUGACUUUACCAUCCGGACAUCACGCCUGUUCCAGGGAGUCCAAGCUCUGCUGUGGAGGAUUGGGGUCAGAGGGGUGACGGCUGGCACUUCGGAGCUACUGGAGGAGCGUGAACUAGCUGUUGGAGAGAACUGUAGUCUUUGA
This is a messenger RNA of Clarias gariepinus (North African catfish), 1158 nucleotides long. RefSeq names its product C-type mannose receptor 2-like. Lineage: Eukaryota; Metazoa; Chordata; Actinopteri; Siluriformes; Clariidae. The transcript is spliced from 5 exons. The coding region runs from base 1 to 1158 and encodes 385 amino acids. The record is from RefSeq and is a predicted model, not a curated record.